UUAUAAUAAUAGACAAUCAGAACAAAGGCUGUAGUGUUUUACAAUAAUUUGGAAAAUAUUUGCUUAAUGUCUAUUUUUUUCUGCCUAAUUAAGCUUUAGUGAGUUAUUUAAAUGCUCAGGUCCCCGAACUGCCACCUCUAAGACCAUUAGCAUAAUCACUUAUUUUACAGAUGGGUUUUCCAAACAGAUGUUUAAGUACUACAAUAGUAAGGUGUAAUAUAAGAACACAUUCAAAAAGAACAGCUAUAUUAAAAUGAAGGAAAAAACAGGGUUCCACAGAACAUAUUUUCUGGUCUAAUUUCUAAUUCUAAAAUGUUAUCCACACAGAAGUUCUCUUUUGCUUAGUUAAUCCAAUGAGGUAAAAAAAACACCCACCAUUCUGUCCUAUUGAAAGGCUUUCAGCAACAGUGAUGCAAUUUGAUGCUCUUUUUUAGUUUUAGCUGUUUACUUAAUUGCUCAGUCAUGAUCAUUAAAUGCUGUUCCAGAAUCAGAGGGAAACCCAAAAUGGAGGAAGCUGUGGGAUGACUUUCAGAGCUCUCAAAUACACUGAAUGGAAGAAAGACGUGAAGUACAAACCUGAACGCAACCUGAAAGGUCCAAUAGAUGAGCCUGUGACAUCCUGUGCCAGUGCCCAGGGAUACCACAUACACCAGCUGUGUGUAUUCAGAUCUGGACAACGCUGAUUAAGACAACCAAAAAUUUCUUCUCUCCCAGUUGUCACAAAAAAAUAAGUGGGCAAGCUGAAUGUCAGGAUGCAAGUCAUUACUAUUAUAAUACUACUUCUUCUUUGUAAAGCAUCUGACUUUAGGAAGACAAGGAAUAGGAAUCUGAGAAAAAAUGAAAAGGAAAACAUCGUAAGAAGAGCGUCUAGCACCGUUAAGCGCAACGCCCAAGCCCAACCAUGUGAUAUAUAUGUUUACCUUCAUGAGAAAUAUCUAGAUUGUCAGGAAAGAAAAUUGGUUUUUGUGGCACCUGAUUGGCCCGAGGAUUUGAAGCACAUGCUGCUAGCAAGAAACAGGAUUCGUAAAUUGAAGAAUAAUAUGUUUUCUAAAUAUAAAGUAUUGAAAAGUUUGGAUUUACAGCAGAAUGACAUAUCAAAAAUUGAGAGCCAGGCUUUCUUUGGUUUGAAUAAACUUACCACACUCCUACUCCAGCAUAACCAAAUUAAGAGUUUAUCUGAGGAGAUUUUUAUUUACACGCCCAGUCUAAACUAUCUUCGUCUUUAUGAUAAUCCCUGGCAUUGCAAUUGUGAACUAGAAACUCUUGUUACAAUGCUACAGGUUCCAACAAACAGAAAUUUGGGAAACUAUGCCAAGUGUGUGUACCCAAUAGAACUGAAAAAUCAGAAGCUAAAACAGAUAAAAGCUGAGCAGCUUUGUAGUGAAGAGGACAGGCAAGAUCCCCAAAACAUAAAGCAGAAGCCUGAAGCUACCAAACCAGAAUUUGAUUCUUCUUUGUGCCACAUGUAUGUGUUUCCUGUACCAACUCUGAACUGCAAGAGAAAAGAUUUAAAGAAAGUUCCUGGAAACAUACCUCCAGAUAUAGUUAAACUUGAUUUGUCCAACAACAAAAUUAAACAACUGCGACCCAAAGAGUUUGAAGACGUCAGUGAACUGAAGAUAUUAAACCUAAACAGUAAUGGAAUAACGUACAUUGAUCCUGCUGCUUUCUCAGGGCUCAAUAACUUAGAAGAGCUGGAUCUAUCUAACAACAGCUUGCAGAAUUUUGAAUAUGGAGUAUUGGAAGAUCUUUACUUUCUGAAAGUUCUGUGGCUGAGAGAGAAUCCUUGGAGAUGUGAUUACAACAUUCAUUAUCUUUUCUACUGGUUGAAGCAUCACUACAAUGUCCACUACAAUGGCCUAGAAUGCAAAAUGCCUGAGGAAUACAAAGGCUGGUCUGUUGGAAAAUAUGUUCGGAGUUAUUAUGAGGAGUGUCCAAAAGACAAGCUGCCCAUUUAUCCAGAAACUUUUGAUCUGGACAAAGACGAUGAGGAAUGGGAACGACACAAAGAAAAGUCAGUUCAAACAGUCAAAAAGCACAGUGUAAUCGUCACUGUGCUAGGCUAAUAAGGAAACCCUGUUUUUUUUUAAAGUAAAUUCAAAUAUUUGGUACUCUGGCAAAAAAAGGAACCCAACACACUGUUUACAUGUUUGUUAAUUAUACAGAUUGGAAGACUAUUUACUACAAGGAUUUCUGUUUAAUGCAGUAAAUAAGUACAGAAUGGAAUUAGCUACACAGAAUCCUUCAAUAAGUAGUUGUUUCUGACAGUUUGUUCUGCGCUCUCGUGAAAUUUUCUGGUAGAAAUUCAAAACUAUGCAUUAUAAAUAGAUAGACAUGAAUGUAGACAUGUGGGGAGGAGUUGUGCAUGAACAUUAUAUAUGAAUGCAAGUUAUGUGUUGACAUGGAGUCGCUGCAGGAUUGUGACCAACACUCAACUUUCUUGAAUGCAUUGCCAGUUCUUUGUAUCUAUCAGUUUCCUAAAAUAUUUCCAGAAAA
This is a messenger RNA of Tympanuchus pallidicinctus (lesser prairie-chicken), 2496 nucleotides long. It is a transcript of the gene LRRC17, whose product is annotated as leucine rich repeat containing 17. The record is from RefSeq and is a predicted model, not a curated record. The transcript is spliced from 5 exons. NCBI's taxonomy places the organism in Eukaryota, Metazoa, Chordata, Aves, Galliformes, Phasianidae. Bases 753 to 2066 code for a protein of 437 amino acids. Gene Ontology annotation, molecular function: protein binding.